GAUGACCAAAUAUCAGACCAAGUUAUUGAUAUUUUAUCACAGCUUGAAACAGCUUUAAGUGAAAUCAAUCAACUUAUUGAAAGUUUGAAUAAACCAAUUAACAAUUCAAUUCCUAUCAUAGAAGAAGAGUUAGGUGAACAAAAUCCUCUCACAAAAAUAAAAAAAGACCUUAUGCAAACUCUUGAACCUCAGAAAGCCUCUCGAAUCUCACUUUUUAAAGGAACAACUUGGAAGGAAAAACUUAAUGAUAUUUUGAAAAAACUUUCUACUCAUGCCAAGUUAAAAGAAAAUUAG
Molecule: messenger RNA, 294 nt
Organism: Cetraspora pellucida
Lineage: Eukaryota; Fungi; Glomeromycota; Glomeromycetes; Diversisporales; Gigasporaceae
Source: the annotation of a GenBank genome assembly